Parathielavia appendiculata is the source of this 1536-nucleotide messenger RNA. Its product is annotated as carbohydrate-binding module family 18 protein. Bases 349 to 1356 code for a protein of 335 amino acids. NCBI's taxonomy places the organism in Eukaryota, Fungi, Ascomycota, Sordariomycetes, Sordariales, Chaetomiaceae. The transcript has a single exon. Gene Ontology annotation, molecular function: chitin binding. The record is from RefSeq and is a predicted model, not a curated record.
CUGGAUUUCUUGUGACGUGCCAUAGCAAUGUCCCGGAUAAUGCUUACUGCCACGUUCUUACUGUUUACAUUUAUUCCCGUACACAUUACUUCCCUUCUCUGUCUUUGCAAUUCAUGGAACCCUUCCUGCGGGUGCCUAAUCUACAGCCGGCAAACCGAUGCUACAUGUGGGAAAAGGAACCACCAGAUUGUCCAUGUUGGGCGACACGACGCCGCAGAAUGGAGGGCUUCAAAUCUGGCUUGUUCCCUGGAUUGGGGAUCUGCGGCUUGCUCCUCGUCGAUCCUGCGUGAGUGCGCUGUCAGCUUUCCAGAACCGCAUAGACCUGAACUGGCUGUCGAGACAGAGACCAUGAGAACCAUCUACGUCGGCCUCGCGGCUGCCCUCUGCUGGACUGGCGCGCUCAGCGCCAGCCCGACAGCAGAAAAGCGAGAUGUCGAUGCGGCCCUGUCUAGCCGGCGCCGCCUUCUAGCAGCAAGGCACAAUGGCCGAUCCCGCUACGCCAGCAGCGGCUUCGCCGAACUGGGAUUGCGCCAGGCAGAUCCCCAAUGUGGUCCCCAGGCUGGGAGAUGUCCCGGCGAUUUGUGUUGCUCCAGCUACGGCUUCUGCGGCGAUUCGGUCGACCACUGCCACCCGCUCUUUGACUGUCAGACGCAGUAUGGCACUUGCGGGUGGCCGAGGGUGGCUCCUCAGCCGACCACUACCAGCACUUCAACCACGUCAGCUCGGCCCUCUAUCACCAGCACCAGCACUACCACGACAUCCCGCCCGCCGACGACAACCACGACCUCGUCCAUGUCCACGUCGAUCAGACCUAGCACCAGCACGACGUCCACCAUCCCAAUCCCCACGGGCGCUCUCCAAGUCACCACCAACGGGCAGUGCGGCAACAACACCAUGUGCAUUGGCAACCCCAACUUCGGCCCCUGCUGCUCCCAGUUCUUCUGGUGCGGCUCCUCGCUGGAAUACUGCGGCGCCGGCUGCCGGAGCGAGUUUGGCGCCUGCUUAGGCAUUCCCGGCCUCCCCGGAAACCCACCCACCAACGGCACUACCACCAGCACCACCACGUCAGGAGGCGGCCCUGUCAUCACCAGUACGACGACUCCGCCGGUUAGCACCGCUACCAGCACUACAACGACGAGAGGAGCUACUUCAAGCACCACAUCGGCCGCUCCCUCGUUCACUCUGCCGCCCGGUCAGCGGUCUAGCACUGACGGCAGGUGCGGCAAUGGCGUCAACUGUCUUGGGUCCACCUUUGGACGGUGCUGCAGCCAGUUUGGGUGGUGCGGCGACGGGGAUCAGUUUUGUCCCUACAUUGUGGGAUGCCAGCCUGAGUUUGGGUAUUGUGAUCCCCAGUAAACUGUGUGGUUGCCGCUGGUUUCCGGGCAUCGAUGUCAGCACGCGGGAGAAGGUUAGAAUGACGUACUGCCCUCACUGCCCCCAUGCAUGCAGGCAUGGAAGUUGAUGACACGGCGCACGAGCAUCCUCUUUCCACGGGCAAUUAGUGAAGUAUCAUAGCUAAAUAGAUUUGUUCCAGAG